Bradysia coprophila is the source of this 8839-nucleotide messenger RNA. It is a transcript of the gene Rme-8, whose product is annotated as receptor mediated endocytosis 8. Lineage: Eukaryota; Metazoa; Arthropoda; Insecta; Diptera; Sciaridae. Gene Ontology annotation, cellular component: endosome membrane. Gene Ontology annotation, biological process: endosome organization; receptor-mediated endocytosis; regulation of early endosome to late endosome transport. The record is from RefSeq and is a predicted model, not a curated record.
AACCAACAUUACGAGUAGAGAGUUGACAAAAUUUUCAUCAGAUCUUAAAGUUUUUAAAAAAUUCACUGCUGUUUGUGACUGUAAAUCGUCAAAUUCAAAUAAUUAAUUCAAGUAAAACAAGUGCAUCAAGUGUUUAUUUAUGGUUUACAAUGUGUUUUGAUUGAAGUUAUAUACAAAUCUGUGGGAUGAACUAUCAUGUCGAACAAUUUAGAAAAAUCGAAUUCGUUUUCACAGAUUAUUAGAAACUCAACAGCCGAACAAAAAAUGGUUCCCCUAAAAGAUAAUGCGGACCUAGAGUGUUUUCUGGUCACAAAACAUUCCUGGAAAGGCAAAUACAAGCGAAUUUUGUCAAUUGGUUCAAUCGGUGUGUCAACCUAUAAUCCAGACAAAUUUGACAUCACAAAUCGAUGGAGUUAUUCCGAUAUCGUAGCCGUUGUGCCGAACAAGGCGGUGCUGCAUGAAUUUACAUUGAUUGUAAAAAAGGACAGAAAAUCGGACAACAUCAAAUUAUCGUCGGAAUUUCGGAACGACAUUCUUACGUCGAUAUUGCGGUUCUAUAAGGAUUUCGCUGACAAGCCGAAAACCAUACAGAAAUACCAAGCCUACAAACAUCACUGGUCUGGUAUCAGUCUUCCGACUGUGUUGGAAGUUACCCCAUGUUCCGUGGAUCAAUUGGAUCCCACUACGAACUCAGUGUUAGCGAGUUACAACUACAAAGACAUAAAUGGAGUCAUUGGCAUUGAAGAUUAUGAAGGUGGCAUAGUGAUUGCCUAUGGUACAUUCAGUCGAUUGCACGUAUUCAAAGCAUUGAAUCAUCACGAAAUCGUUCAGAAUGUUGUUCAAUGUGCUACGCAAUUUCUUGGAGUUGACAUUAAAGUGUUGAAGAGUCAAUUGACAUUGGAUCAUGUCGAACGAGAACGGUUCGGAAAGUAUAGUAAAGAUCAAUCACUGACGUCCAUGUCUGAGUUUACGGUUCAGAAAAUAACUCAUCGUCAUCCGGAACCGACACGACGAAUAUUGUGUUUGACCGAUGCUACGAUUUUGGAAAGAGAUCCACAGACAUACAGUGUGUGCACUCUUCAUCCACUGAUCGAAAUUUACGCCUUGAUUCGGGAUCUUGAAAACAUUCAAAUGUUUUGCGUCGAAUUCAAAAACGGCCAGGUUCGAUCGUACAUUACAAAUGACCGUGAUUCUUUGCUUGCCACCCUGUUGGAUGCAGUCCGUUCGUGUGGGAAUCAGGAUGUUCACGUACGAGUGACACGAACUCCGCGUGGCAAACGUGUGGUACCACUGAGCCACUCAGUGGACGAGGAGACCGAAGCUAAUUUACUGAAAUUGGUCAUUCACAACUUUCAGUAUCCGAUCAAACGUUUCGAGAUCAUGGAAAGAUUUAACGCAAAUAUUCCACACACUGGAUUGAAUUACAGCGUCACUCAGGAUAGUCUUUUCGCUGAGAACAAGGACAAAUUAAUUCUUGGCGCUCUGCAAGCACUGACACAAAAGGAAACGGAUACUACCGUUCCGCAGUUGAACAAUUUAGAAUUAGAGGCUUCAUUCCAUACGCUCCGACGACUGUUAGCAAGUAAAGUGGGAUUUGCCGCAUUUACGAAUUUACCCGGGUUCCGCGAAACGAUUGGACAAAAAGUGGUGAUGUCAUUGCAGAGAAAUGACCUUGCUGUAACAUAUGCUGCCAUUGACAUGAUUAACUCGUUGAUGCACUCGAUGAAUGCUGAUUACGAUUUGAAGCAGGAACAGCUAAACAAGUCCUCGUUGAUCUCAUCGAAAAACUUUUUGGAAAAACUGUUGGAUAUGUGGACCAAGCAUGUUACUCAAGGCAGUGGAGCAUUGGUUUUGUCGGCGAUGUUGGAUUUUCUAACGUUCGCCCUCUGCGUUCCUUACAGUGAAACAACCGACGGCAAGCAGUUUGAUAUCUUAUUAGAAAUGGUUGCGAGUCGUGGACGUUCACUGUUCAAAUUAUUCCAGCACUCUUCGCUUGCCAUAGUUAAAGGUGCCGGAUUAGUAUUAAGAGCUUUAAUCGAGGAAGGUGAUAGCCAAGUGGCAAAUGAUAUGCAAACAUUGGCAUUGGACGAGGCCGCACUUUGUCGUCAUUUGUUGGUGGCACUGUACACACCAGCCAAUGAUCCAACAAUGGCAACGCAUCGUCAAUUGUCCAGGCAUUUAGUGGGACUGUGGAUAACUGACAACGAAGACGCUAUGAAUCUACUUCGUCGCAUAUUCCCCUCCGGCCUGCUCAUGUUCCUAGAAUCUGAGGAUCCAGUUCCGAAAUCGAGUCAGGAGGAUGAUAAGUUAAACUUUCGUGAUAAUUUGAAAUUGGCAAUUCAACAUUCCAAUCGACAUCGAACAAACCUGAUCGAAAAGCAUUUAGAGGGCAUCAAACAUUGGGGCAUGAAUUUGAUCGAUCGCCAGGAGAAAGUCAACCAGGCAAUGAAAAAUCGUCCGAUCGUACUGCGCAAUCGACGUCAAAAGAAGAAAACCACUGAAGGUGUCGUCAAUUUACCGUUGUUCUACUAUCAAUUCUUGCAAGACCACAACAUGCCCAAUUUGAUAUGGAAUCACAAAACGCGCGAAGAACUGCGCUCCUGUUUGGAAAAUGAACUGCGACAGUUCACAUCCGAUAAGGACUUGUCCGGUAAUAUGCUGGUCGCCUGGAAUUACGAAGAAUUCGAGGUGAAUUAUCAAUGUCUGGCCGAUGAGAUUAGGAUCGGCGACUACUACAUUCGUCUCAUUCUGGAAAAAGACGAUUGGCCGCAGAAUUUAGUCAAGGAUCCGAUCGAGCUGUUCAAUGCAUUGUACCGUCGUGUCCUUUGCCGCAAUCGAGUUAACGACGAUCAAAUGACGGUCACUUCAUUACAAGCCUUGGCGAAAGUGUACAAACGUUACCACGAGGAGAUUGGAUGUUUCAGCGACACUUCAUACAUUUUGCAACUGCUCGAUAGGUGUCUUUCUCCUGCUCUGCGUGACGCUCUAUUAGGCUUGGUUCGUUGCCUAGUGUUGAACAAGUCGAAUUGUCGUCCAUUAAUUGACUCAGUCAAUUGUUUGGUUGACCUGAUAACUUUGGCUCAUUUGCACCGAGGUCGAGCCGUACCGAAUACGAAAACGAAUGUGAUAGAAGCCGGUCCCAAUAUGCAUAACUACGAAGACAAAGAUUGGUAUUACAACAUUGAAAGGAAUGAUGAAAAACCGGAGCGAUGUGGUCCGGUUACAUUCUCAGAGUUGAAAGAAUUGUACAAAAAGGGUACAAUAACUCCAAGGACUCGAUGCUGGGCAGUUGGCCUAGAUGGAUGGAGAUCGUUACAACAAAUACCUCAAUUGAAAUGGUGUCUCAUGGCCAAAGGUACACCGAUCUACAACGAAACCGAGUUGGCAUCUCACGUUCUGGAUAUUUUGAUCAAAUGCACCAGCUUUUUCCCGAGCCGUGCUCGUGACGGUAAAGCAGUACUAAUACCCGGACCGAGAUUGUCCCGUAAAAUAUCCGAGUUCAUUUGCUUGCCACACAUCGUACAAGUGUGUCUAACCCACGACCCUGGCCUACUCGAACGAGUGGCAACACUUCUUUGCCAAAUAAUGGAAGACAAUCCGGAGUUGCCAAAAGUCUACAUGACUGGCGUUUUCUACUUCAUGCUGAUGUACACCGGCAGUAACAUUCUGCCGAUCGCACGGUUCCUUAAAAUGACCCACAUGAAGCAAGCGUUCCGCAACGAAGAAACGACACAAUCGGAAAUAAUGCAUCGAAGCAUUUUAGGGCAGUUGCUGCCCGAGGCUAUGGUCUGUUUCUUGGAAAACCACAGUGCAGAGAAAUUUGCGGAAACAUUUUUGGGCGAAUUUGACACGCCCGAAGUGAUUUGGAACAGUGAAAUGCGGCGAUUGUUGAUCGAGAAAAUAUCGGCGCACAUUUGCGAUUUUACGCCGAAAUUACGUGGUCACACAAUGGCUCGCUAUCCAUACUUGGCUAUACCGGUGAUCAGCUAUCCACAAUUAGAAAACGAACUGUUUUGUCACAUCUUCUAUUUGCGACAUUUAUGUGAUACGGCGAAAUUCCCUAAUUGGCCCAUUUCCGAGCCAGUUUCGUUGCUGAGACAAACGUUGGACGCAUGGCGUAAAGAAGUGGAGAAAAAGCCGUCACAAAUGACUGUCACCCAAGCUUAUGAAGAUUUGGGAAUUGAUUUGGUCAAAUAUCCGCAUCCUGACGAGUCUUUGGUUAGGAAGACUUACUACAAACUGGCAACGAUGUAUCAUCCAGAUAAGAAUCCCAAUGGAAGGGACAUUUUCGUUAAAAUUAAUUUGGCGUACGAGUUCCUCUGCUCACGGUCCGUGUUCUCCAGCGACGGUCCCAAUCCUAACAACAUUGUGCUGAUACUACGCACCCAAAGUAUUCUCUUCGAUCGGUAUUCUGAAGAACUUCGUCCAUACAAAUACGCUGGCUAUCCUCAACUCAUCAAAACCAUUCAAAUGGAGACCCGGGACGAACAAUUAUUUUCGAAAGCAGUGCCAUUGUUGACCGCGGCUUCGGAACUGUGUUACCACACCGUGCACUGUUCAGCAUUAAAUGCAGAGGAGUUACGUCGCGAAAAUGGCAUUGAGGUUCUACUGGAAGCGUACAGUCGAUGCGUGUCGAUUAUGAGCGUAGACUCGAAUCCAUCUCAAGUUCACUAUCAAAUCAUUUCGAACAUAACCAAGUGCUUCGAAGUUGCGUGUAACUUUGAAAAUUGCAAAGCGAAAAUCAUUGAAUUGCCGCAGCUUAUCUCAGACGUGUGUCGCGUUGUCUAUUUCAAACACUCACUGUCCAUUAGUCUGGUGACUAGUUUGGCAGCGAAUAAUUACGAACUUCAAUGCAAUCUAGUGAAAUGUGGUGUUUUGUGGUCACUGUUGUUGUUCAUGUUCGAAUACGAUUACACAUUGGAUGAAAGCGGUGUCGUUACCGAUGAGAAUACCAAUCAACAAAAAAUGGCUAACAAUCUGGCCAAACUAUCGAUACUGGCUACCGUUGCCCUUGCUGGCUAUGAUAUGAAAUUACUGCUCGAUCCAACGGAUCCAUUAAAUUCAGCCAUUAAAUCACAAAGCCCGGUUAAUAAGCCAGCAGCUACUAAUUCACCACAGGGUUCACAGAAGUUGAUAAAAGGUGCACCAUUUCAAUCAACGAAUCCUCAAGCAUCGGGCUACACAACCAACGCCACCAACCUAAUUCAGAAUUCCAUGCAUUUAGUUCAAAGUCACAACGAGAAGACCAGUUUCAAGACGUACGUGGAUAUCAAUGAGAAAAACGGUGACGCGUCGGGAAGUGAGCAAAGCGAAAAUGUGUCGUCCGAAAAGGAGAAUACGGCGAGCAAGAAGAAAUUCGCAAUCAGUGGCAAUGCUAAGAACGUUGUCGUUAAGAUAAUUUUGGACAAUUUGUUGACGCAAUUCAUAUCCAGCAAAUUGGCGUUGGAUGGUGAAAAUGAGGUUUUGAAGUUGUUAACUUCGAACACCCGAAAUCCGUAUUUGAUUUGGGACAACGGGACAAGGGCUCAACUGGUGGAUUUUCUGGAGUAUCAGCGAACGAAGAGUUCGAAGGAACAGUACGAGGACAUAACCGACAUUCACAACAUUGUCAAAGACUUCACAUUCGAUGCACAAAAAGACGAGCUUCAAAUUGGUGGCAUUUACAUUCGAGUUUACAACGAGAUGCCGACGUUCCCCAUUCAAAAUGCCAAAUCGUUCGUCAUCGAUCUGCUCGAAUACUUGAAGCAAGGCUACCAAUAUCUCAUCAACAUGAAGGCGAACAGGAAGCAUAUCAUCGCAUCCGGACAAAUACUGCAACCCACACUUGCGGCAAACCAUCCGCAACGAUUGAAGCAACAACGACCCUCCGACUUUGAUGGCGUCCUCAAUGAGUACAAUCGGUCGAAGGCUCGUACACAAUUGGAACGCACUGCAUCGUCCGAUACGAUUCAGUACAAUUUUGAAUCGGAUGAGAAUGCUGUCGAACACAUUGUCAUGGUGUUGAAGUCGCUGAUAUCCGUGAUCAAGUCCAACGCCAACGUAGAAAUCCAAUGCAUCGGACAUUUCGAAAUGUUGUUCGGCUUCUUGUCGACCAAAUUGUCGGAAAGGGACCGAGAGAUCAAGUCUUUGGCACUGGAAAUCGUGUCACUGGUCUCGCGCAAUAAGGAAUGUGUCAACGAAAUAGCUGCAUGCGAAAUACUGGGACAUUUCCUGGUUUCACUACGGGAUACCGAACUGAAAGAAAUGCAGGAUCGAGUGCUGGAAACAUUGUCGGGCUUGUUAAAUGUACAAAAAAUGGUCAAAGAAGCUCAAAGCAAAGGCGCCGUUAUUUACUUGUUGGACGUGUUCGUCAAUUCACGAAAUCCUCAACUGCGUGAACAAUGUGCCGAACUGCUGGCUAAAAUGACAUCUGACAAAUUGACAGGACCGAAGGUUCGAAUAUCCGUCAGCAAAUUUGUACCGACAGUAUUUUUGGAUGCGAUGAUAGAGUCGCCGUCGAUAUCCGUUCAAAUGUUCGAAUCUACUCACGAACAUCCGGAGCUAAUUUGGAAUGACAAGACCCGAGAUCGAGUUAUCGAUUCAAUUACGGAUUCGGUUUCGAGGUUCUUCUUAUCGCAAAAAGAAAAUCCGAAAAUUCUGUGGAAGGAUUCGGAUACAAUACAAGACAUUACCACCAACGAAUUGGUCGUCUCUGGAGUGUACUUGAAAUUGUUCAUUUCGAAUCCUGGAUGGACGUUACGGAAACCGAAACAAUUCUUAUCGGAUCUGUUGGACUUUGUCGCCGAAAAUAUCAGUCGAAGUGGAUGCGAGAAAGACGUAUUGGAUACAUCAACGACAGCCUUAGUAUCCCUACUGAAUGCUCAGCCGAAUUUAGCCGAUGCAGUACCAGUUCUGGGACACAUCCCAAAGUUUUUCCGACAACUUUCUGUUCAACCAAAGAGUGCCUUACGAGUAUUAAACCAAUUAUCUCUGUCCGAAAUUUGUGUCGCCGCUAUCGCUCAAACGGAAUGCAUAAACUCGCUGAAGAAAUGCAUGGAAAAUAACAAAGAACUGACCGCUACCUCGUGUGAAACCUUGAGCCGACUAUUCAAGUGCCAGCAUGACUCAUUGAUACGUCAAUCGUUGGAAUGCAAUCUCAUUGCAUACUUGCUGAAUUUACUGAACAGCAGAAUGGAAUUUGCCGAUAAUCCAUCGAUGGUUAAGGCACAAAUUGUAUCAGCAUUGAAAGCCAUGACACACAAUUUGAAUUUCGGCGAUCAAGUGUCGCAUAUUCUUAAUUCGAAUCCCAUUUGGGCCGAGUAUCGAGAUCAGAAGCACGAUCUGUUCAUAACCGAUUCAAAUGUUCGAGGAUAUUUAACCGGCGUAAAUCCAACAGCCGGUUACCUCACCCAAGGUCCGAGCAAAAAUGUAGAGGUCAUGACAUCGCCACCUCCAAUUGAUAGAGAUGAUCCGUUGGCUAGGAAUACCGAUUGAGAAUCGGACAAAUGAAAUUAAUGGAAAACCGUACCGAUUAAUCGAAACGUAAUACUGCAUGGAAAUGAGAUUAUGGCAAGGACAGGACAAAUAUUCAAUGAUUAUGAGGGAGAGAAACAACAAAAGAAAGAAAUGGAAAAACAAUAAUAAAAAUUACAAAUAAAGUUUUUGUGAUAAUAUAUUUUAUAUAGAAAAUAAAUUGUAAGAAUAUCGUAAACGCAUCUCAUCUGUUAUCGACAGCGACGACAAUAUUCAACGCCGGCUAACACAGUCAUUUAUCGUAAAAUUGAUGGUUAAACUAACGAAGUAAAAGAUUUUGUUUCAAUAUUGAACUUGAAUCAAAAGAAGUAAUAGAUUCAACGAUAACUCUGGUGACUCAAGCUACACAAACUGAUCAAAUUCUAUUUAAUCUUUCAAUAUAAAAAAUAAAAAUCUUUUGCCUUAGUUAACAAAAGGCCCAUUAUACAAUGGAACGAUGCCGGUCGGAUUAAGCUUUGACGGUGACUUGUAAUACCCCUUCUUUAUAUGGUCCAUCUUAACAGUCUCUUUAAUCAAUGGCAUCUCGUACAUCAUCUUCGUCCAGCGACAAAGGUUAGGCAGCUCUCUCACAGCAAUCAAGUUACAUUUAAAGUGACUGUAGUACACCGGAUCGAAUCGUAUAGCGCUCGGAAAUAGUCGCACGUCCGCUUCCGUCAUAACGUCUCCACAUAAAAAUUUAUUUUCGCCCAGGAUUGCCUCUACCUUCAGCAGAGUUUCAUAGACCAGUCUGGCAUUUUCCUCGUACACUGCCUGUGCGGUAGCAAAUCCCGUUUUGUACACACCGUUAUUGAUCCCAUCGUAAAUGAUCUGAUUCAGUUCGUCGAUUCUUGGCCGCAAUGCCGCUGGGUAGAGGUCCAGUUCCGGAAUGUUAGCGAAUUCGUUAAACUCACUGUUGAGAAAGCGAACAAUUUCAGAGCUCUCGUUGUUCACAAUUGUUUUCGUCUUUUUGUCAUACAGAACGGGUACAGUGAAUCGGUCCGAAUAAUUUGGAUCGGUCUGGAAAUAGAGCUCCCUCAAAAAUGUAAAGUUGUUGAUAUGAUCCGGCGUGCAGCCGUCUUCAUUCUUAAACGUCCAUCCGUCAUUAUCCAAACACCAGUGUAGUACAGACACGCUAAUCACCGAUUGAAGACCUUUCAAAUUCCGUACGAUUAGUGUACGAUGAGCCCAAGGGCAGAUGUAGUUAACGUACAGAUGAUAACGGUUGGCUUCUGGAGGGUAUGGACCGUUUUUGCUGAUGUUGUUUCUCAUUUUCGAUUCUUGUCGAACGAAAGCACCAUGUUCGUUUGCAUUGUCGUUGAUGUUUUUAGUUGAUGACAUGGUUGCUGCC